Molecule: messenger RNA, 1015 nt
Organism: Serinus canaria (Common canary)
Lineage: Eukaryota; Metazoa; Chordata; Aves; Passeriformes; Fringillidae
Gene: ALKAL2
Product: ALK and LTK ligand 2
Exons: 6
Coding region: 302-784 (160 amino acids)
Biological process (GO): positive regulation of ERK1 and ERK2 cascade; positive regulation of ERK5 cascade
Molecular function (GO): receptor signaling protein tyrosine kinase activator activity; receptor tyrosine kinase binding
Source: RefSeq, a predicted model, not a curated record
UUUUAUUGUUUUCCACCCACUUCCAAGUCGAUACUAUCUGCCGUCUCAUGUCCAUCGUAUAACCUAUAUAAGCGGCUGCGCUGGGGCUGGCUGCGAUGGAGUAGUUUGUGGAUACGGCGGGAGCGCAGGGACGGGAGGGGGGCGGGCGGGCCAGUCGCGGAAUACUCGGACUCCCUGCCGUUCGCGGGCUGCUGCCGUCCGGGGAGCGGCUCCCGGGGGGAAGACACCUCGGCGUCUGGGACGGAGACACAGUGAAACAGGAGACCUCACGUAGCAGCGGAUCCUUCCUCUUCAUCCCCUCAUGCACUCUUCAGGUCGGACUGCAAUGAGUGGACUGAGGUCUUCUGGGCUUCUGGGGCUUGUACUCUUAAUGCUCUCAGCAGGAUACUGCAAAGAAAAAACAGACUCCACAGAUUUGAAGGACAAGCAAAGUCUCUUAAAUCUCAUCAUGGAGAUCAUUCAGGAACUGAAAAGGUACCACCUGGAGAAGGACAGUGGGAUGCAGUACUUCUCCAAGCAUGACUAUAACUUGGAUCGAAGGGAAGUGGCUGACUACGGAGGGUACCAGGACGAGCAGAGAGUUGAAAUAGUUCCCAGAGAUCUGAGGAUGAAAGACAAGUUCUUGAAGCAUUUAACAGGUCCACUCUACUUUAGUCCAAAAUGUAGCAAACACUUUCAUCGGCUUUAUCACAAUACAAGGGAUUGUACCAUCCCAGCAUACUAUAAAAGAUGUGCCAGGCUUCUUACUCGAUUGGCAGUAAGCCCUAUGUGCAUGGAAGGAUAAAGAUGUUAUUACCACUACAAGGAACACUAAGAACCAAGAGAAGUGCCUUGGAAACCAACAGGGAAACAGAACUUACUACCUUUCAGCAAAUUCCAUUGUGAACAAGAGAUUUAUUUUUGCAGAUUGACAGACUACUUCCCAUAAUUCUUUUAACAUGCAUUUUGUAUGUCAUUGACAGUUUGCAGAUUGACAUUCUUUACAGUAGUGUAACUGCCAGUAGUACUUAAUGCU